Molecule: messenger RNA, 1324 nt
Organism: Gallus gallus (chicken)
Lineage: Eukaryota; Metazoa; Chordata; Aves; Galliformes; Phasianidae
Gene: LYG5
Product: lysozyme g-like
Exons: 6
Coding region: 63-662 (199 amino acids)
Biological process (GO): peptidoglycan catabolic process; defense response to Gram-positive bacterium
Cellular component (GO): extracellular region
Molecular function (GO): lysozyme activity
Source: RefSeq, a predicted model, not a curated record
CCACCUCAAAGCAAGGCCGACCGAAGACGGGUGUCCUGGGGCAGCUGAGGAGAGCCACCACCAUGGUCACUGCGCUGCUCUUGCUGGGCCUUUCGGCCCUGUUUGCUCCAUCCAUGAGCUACAGUUGCUAUGGCGAUAUCAGCGCUCUUCAGGCACCCACAAUUUCCUGCACAGCCGUAAGAGCCCAGGACUGUGGCCUUGCUGCUCUGAGGAGGACGGUGGAAGCGGAUGUCAUCCGCCUGAGGAGAUACGAGGUGCCCAUUAAGAGAGUGGCCAGAAGGCUGUGCUUGGACCCAGCUCUCAUCGCAGCCAUCAUCUCUCAGGAGAGCCGUGCUGGCCUGCUGCUGGACAACGGCUGGGACCAGGGCCGGCAGCGGUACGGCCUGAUGCAGAUUGACAGGAGGUAUUAUCAGCCCUUUGGGAUGUGGGACAGCGAGGAGCACAUAAACCAGUGUUCGAGCAUGCUGGUGGCAGGAAUCAACGAAGUGAGGGCAAGGCACCCUGCCUGGAGCUGGGACCAGCAGCUGCGAGGGGGAAUUUGCACCUACCAUGCAAGAGCCGGCAACCUCCAGAUCUACGAUGAAGACCCCUGCAGCAGAGACAACAACUAUGUCAACAGCGUGAUCAGGAGGGCCCAAUACCUCAAGAGAAACGGGUUCUAGCUCAGUGACUCCCUGCCGCCGAGCCUCCGCUACAUGUAGACUAGCCCAGUAGUGACAGUAGUACCCAGAGCCUCUCCACGGACCUGGCAGGACUGACGUGACUCAGAGGGACAACGCACCACAAUCCGGAGGCCUUUAGGAGUCAGAUAGUGACAUCCAAGCGAUGCUAAGGUGUUGGGUGAGGACGCUCCUUGUAUCAGGAGCUGAACCUGGGGCUGUUCGUGCAUCUCCCAGGUGUGGAUGCAAACAGCUCUCCCUCAGCAUGGGCUGUGCUGGCCCUGUUCUCUCUAAGAAACAGGAGGGAUAACCCCUCAAGUUUCCUCCCCUUUGGUAGUGCUGGCUACUUCCCAAUGAAAAGGCUCAUCUCUGAGUCUUCCAUCGCUCCAUACACACCUGUCCCAGGAGCUAUGUCACAGCAUUAGUGCUGGCAACAAUGUCACCACCUUCUCUGCUUUGCUUUUAGAGCGUUUGUGCUGGAGCCUUCCAAGUUUAAAAGCAUUCCAGCUUCUGUCCCUCUGUCCUGCCAGUUUGCCUGACUUCUAAUUAGGAGUGGGUUAGCUCUGGGUUUGUAAACUGUUUGAAAGUACUUUUCAAUGUGGAUGGCUCUGGAUGCAAAUUUAGGUUUACUGAGAAUCAAAAUAAAGAUAAAUGUUGAAUUCCAA